GUCGGGGUUUGUCAGUGGAGCCUGUAGUGUUUUUCCUUGAGUUUUCUCCGUGAUUAUUGGAAAUGAAAAUCUAAAGAUGGUGUGAAAUGUGCGAUUUAUCCUUCGUGAAAUCGAACUCGGCCGGAGAAUUAUUGAAUCGUAUCGAAAUGACCCUCGAAAGUGGCACCGCGGAGCCUUCGAAUCUGAAACGAACCUUUACUUUGCCCAGGAACCCCUUCAAUACAGCCAAAAGAAGACCGAAAACCAACGAAAACGACUGCGACAUUAAAAUGGUCAACGAAAACAGCGAGAAAAACAAUAAGAAAGUUUUUCGUCGACCUUCGAUUAAAAAAAUCAUCAACAAAAUCGCGCAGCACAUCAGCGGAGUCCCAGGUAUCAAUCAAAACCUCGAAAACAACCGCGUCCCGCCUGUAGGUUUUCAAACGUGGGGCCCCAACGACACGCCCGGAGUCACGGGUCUUAAGAACCAGGGCAACACCUGCUUCAUUAACGCAGUCAUUCAAUGUAUUUCGCACACAGACAUUCUGGCCGAAUACUUUGUCCUGGACAAAUACAAAAUAGAUUUGAGCAGAAGGAACAAAUUGAACUCCAAGAAGUUUGGUACCAAAGGUGAAGUUACUGAGCAACUUGCUACUGUUUUGAAGGCAUUGUGGGCUUGCCAGUAUUGUCCUGAAUUGAGUACGAGUUUCAAACAGGUUUUGGAAAGGCACGGGUCUCAGUAUAAAGGGAAUCAGCAGCAUGACGCUCAGGAAUUUCUUUUGUGGUUGCUGGAUAAAGUACAUGAAGACUUGAAUACUGCAUCCAAGAAGAAAUACAAAAGUAUUAAAACAUCUGGUCGACCUGACGAAGUCAUAGCAGCCGAAACCCUCGAAAACUACCGUCGCUGCAACAACUCCUUUAUCCAAAGCGUGUUUCAAGCCCAGUACCGCUCCUCGCUAAGCUGCUCCAGAUGCCGGACCCAAUCGAACACCUUCGACCCGUUCCAGUGCAUUUCGGUGCAGCUGCCCCAGUUUCACAAGCAAAGCAUCUAUGUAACUGUCGUUUACACAUCCCAGCAGCCGCGUCAAGUGCAAAUCGGCCUUAACUUGCCUUCUGGAGCUUCAAUAAGCGAGCUAAGGGCCGUGCUGGAAUCGGACACUUCAAUUGAAAAAGAUAACAUGUUGCUGACUGAAAUAGGAGAUGCUGGAUUUAUGCGGACCUUUAAUAAUACCCAAUCUAUUGGGAUGAUUUCAGAAAUUGAUCCGAUUUAUUGUGUGGAAACGGCAAGAUUGAAAGACAAUGAUGAGGAUGCCACUAGCGCUUAUGUGCUGCUUUGUUGGAUUAAUGUCGUUAAAGAUUCUAAUGGGGAUUUGAAGAAAUUCGGUAGUCCUUAUACGAUGCAAGUUUCACGCGAAACCAACUAUGAUGAUUUGCAAAAGUUGAUUUUGAAAGAAAUGGCUCCAAUUUUACACGACGACAUUUUAACCUCUUCUCAAUCUAGAGGGAUCUUCAAAAUUCGCAUAUCCGAUCCAGCCUGGAACGAAACCGAACCACCCUGCUACCUAGAACCUCAACUCGAGCACCCGCUUUUCAUGGAAGCCAUAGACCAAGCCCUGGCUUUGUGCUCAGAAGAUGGCGGCCCGUGCCACGUCAAGCUCAUCUUAGAAUGGACCGAAAGUGCCAAAAAGUCCAUCAUAGCUGACGAUGCGGAUUUAAUCGAAGAACAUUCUACUGUUAAGAUUUUGAGGGCACAAGCGCUGCAAGGGGGCGCUCCUCUGACUUUGGAAGAGUGCCUGAGGGAUUAUACAGAAGCUGAAACGUUGACUGAUGCUUGGAGGUGUCCGCACUGUCAACAGUAUCAGCCCGUUGUGAAAACUUUGGACGUUUGGUCGUUGCCUGAUAUUUUGAUUGUACAUUUUAAACGAUUCAGACAGCAUACAAUUCGUGGAGGAAACUCUACCAAACUUACAACUAUGGUUGAGUUUCCAGUUUACGGUUUUGACAUGUCGCCUCAUUUGGCUUCAAAGCGUCACAUACCGCCAAAUAAUAUGACGGAAAGUGAGCUUAUCAAUGGCUGGUCUCCCUGGAAGCGUGCCAGAAAACCUUCAAAUUGCAAUGAAAAUAUUUAUGAUUUGUAUGCUGUUUGUUACCAUCACGGUACAGACUUGGAAACUGGACAUUAUACAGCUGCUUGUAAAAAUCCUUAUGACCAACAGUGGUAUCUUUAUGAUGAUGCUAAGGUUGUUAAUCUAAAUAAAGACUCAGAUGAAGUGACACCUUUACUGGUCAACAAUAGCGCCUAUAUUCUAUUCUAUCAGCGUCGUUCGAUGGGGCACAGCUCAAAUAAUAGCUCAGCUGCUAGUACCAGUUCUGUAGGUUCGGGCAAUGAUCAUUGGGUGUGCAGGAUGCCCAGAUUUGUACAACCAAAGUUCACCAAAUUACCAGAAAAAGUAGAAAAAAGCGUUUCGAUAAAAGACGAGCCCAAAACCAUAGAGCAAGAAGCAAAAGUUGACGAAGUAGUUGCUUUGAGAAACAGCCAAAACACUUUAUACAGUAGCAGAAAGUCUUUGGAGAUUAAAGUUUCGGAAAAUGUUAGGAAUUCGCCUACUUUAAGCCUCAAUCUUAACAGAUCCUCUUCAGAAGCCAAAAAAACCCUUUACACUACAAGUGUUUACAUAAACUCAACAAACCAAGAAAAUACUUCUCCAGUUUUGAGCAAUUUGAGAACUGAAGGGGUUAAAUUGGAUGUAACUUUAAGGGAACCCCCUAAGGAAUUAUAUACAACAACAGCUUCAAUUCAUCGACAUUCGGAUAUUGAAAAAGGGGUGUCUAGGACGCAACUCAACUGGAUGUCUCCGCAGCCAAUCAAAAAAUCCGCCUCCACUCAAGACAGCACUGGAGUGCUGUUUUCCGUAUGAGAGUUUUUCAAAUGCUGUAAAUAGUUGGCCUGUGUUAGUUGGGAAUUUUCAGAAAAAUUCAAACUAAUAUAGGCCUAAUUAAGUUUCAAAACCGAUUUUUGUUUUGUUUUCGUUUUUUUCCAGAUUUUAUUGUUUUUGGUCCCCCAUUAUUUUACAUGUCUAAAAAUGUAUAGAAAAAAAAAGUGAUAUUAUUGUAUAGCGUUAUACGGUAAUGAUAGAUUUUAUUUAAUUAUUAUUAUUUGGUUGUUUUAUAUGUUACAGUAAGGCCUAAGUUGGAUUCUAUUACAGGGUGAUACUCUUUCUCCUGUUUAUAAGUGAAAAAUGUUAUUAUUUUUUUUGAAUUAGUAAUUUAUUUUUUGUUUUGUUAUCAGGCCUCUGAGGAAAUUCUUUAUUUUUGUAUAAGUAUCAUCAAUAAUGUAUAAAUAGUAAGUGCCUAACUAGUUUUCUAUAUAAUAUAUAAUAAUGUGUGUAAAAUUAGUAUAAUAAUUUUAGGACAAAACCUUUUGUUUCGUUUUACAAGUGAACAUAUUUUGGGAAUAAAAAUAUUGUAACAUGUAAAACUGGUGCCUUAAAUUUAAUAUUUAUUGUUUUAUCGUUCUGUUACAUCACCGAAAUAAAAUUAAAAAAAUCUGUGUAUA
Molecule: messenger RNA, 3535 nt
Organism: Ceutorhynchus assimilis (cabbage seed weevil)
Lineage: Eukaryota; Metazoa; Arthropoda; Insecta; Coleoptera; Curculionidae
Source: the annotation of a GenBank genome assembly